Saccharomycodes ludwigii is the source of this 1893-nucleotide messenger RNA. RefSeq names its product transcription factor TFIIIB subunit BDP1 (gene BDP1). The record is from RefSeq and is a predicted model, not a curated record. The transcript has a single exon. Gene Ontology annotation, molecular function: RNA polymerase III general transcription initiation factor activity; TFIIIC-class transcription factor complex binding. Gene Ontology annotation, cellular component: transcription factor TFIIIB complex. Bases 1 to 1893 code for a protein of 630 amino acids. Lineage: Eukaryota; Fungi; Ascomycota; Saccharomycetes; Saccharomycodales; Saccharomycodaceae. Gene Ontology annotation, biological process: RNA polymerase III preinitiation complex assembly; transcription by RNA polymerase III.
AUGAGUAGCGUUGUUAACAAAAGUGGAACAAGGUUUGCUCCAAAAAUUAGACAACGUAGAGCUCCUACUUUAAAACCAUCGAAAAUAACUACUGAGAGCAACCGUAAAGAUAAUAAUCCUGAUGACUUAUCCAAUAUCGAUAACACUUUAGUAGAAUCACAGGAAUCAAAGGUCAAUGAUGUUGUUACCAACUCUAUAGUAGACAUGGACUCUUCUACGCAAGUUUCUUCAACCCAACCACCAACACAACCACCAACACAACCACCAACGGCAUCACCAAAGGAAUUUAAUGAAAAUAAUAAUAAUAAUAUUAAUAAUAAUAAUAAUGAAAAUAAUAAUAAUAAUAAUAAUAAUAAUAAUAAUAAUAAUAAUAAUAAUACAGAAGCCAUCACCAGUGUUACCAAUUUGAUGCCCGAUGUUUCAUCGUUAGGAAGUACUGCUAAAAGGCGUGGCAGCGUGAGAUUAGAUUCCAUUUCUUGUAAAAGAAAACCAUCCAUUGCACUUUCUACAUCAACAGGUCAAGAUCAAAGAAGACUUGUGAGCUUAAAACAGAAAUCACACCUUGUAACUAAUAAUGAUAGAAAAUUAAAGGCGAUGAAAAGACGCAGAUUAAGUUCUAAUAGUUCCAAUGCCACAUCUUCCACCAAAGCUAUGAAAAUUAGACCUGCAAAUCGAAUUAGCGUGAUUAGUAGACCUAAAUCUAGGGAAUCCUCGCCAGAUGAUGUUAAUUUUGAUGCUGUUCCUGAUAAAAUGGAGAAGGAGGAUAAAGGUAAAUUAAACUAUGUUGUUUCCAAACUAGGUGAUAUACCCGACGGCUUAACUGAAGAAGAAAGCGUAAAAUAUGAAAUUGAUAUUAAUACUUUUACUAUGGCUGACCUAUGUAAGCCUGUUUUGCCUAUUGGCUUGAUUAGUGAGAAUUACCAUAUUUCAGUAGCUGCAGAAAAGAAGAAAUUGGAAGAGCGUAAAAAAAACAGGAAUUUAAGAAAACUAGCUAAAAAUGAAUUUAAACCAUUGAUGUUGCUAACUUAUGAGGAGGAUGAAAGAGAAUUAGAGGAACGUAAAAAGAAGCAGGAAAAGUUAGAAGCUGAAGAAUUAGAGGUUGCUCAACAUUACCAACCUCAACAGCAACAGCAAAAUACUUUACAGUUGCGAGUUAACCAAGAUGGUGAAAUCGCUGUUGAUGAAGAUUCCACACUCGUGGAUAGACACGCAAAUGCCAACUUGGUUAAUAUGCAUAAGGAAAGGCAAGAUGAAAACCCAUUUGAAAAUUUAUACAAUAGCGCUUCUUAUUCCAAAAGACAAAUAACAGAUGCUUGGACUGAAAAAGAAGAAUUAACAUUGUAUAAAGCUUUGUCUAUGUGGGGUACCGAUUUCAACUUGAUAGCUCAAAUGUUCCCAUAUAGAACAAGAAAACAAAUAAAGAGUAAGUUUUCCUUGGAAGAAAAGAGAAGCCCUGUGCUUAUAGAGCUAGUACUACGAAGAAAGAUACCGCCUGACUUUACAUCAUAUUGUGUAUCCAUUCGUAAAGAAUUCGAUACAAUAGAUGAAUUCAAUAAGAAAAUUGAAGAUAUGAGGAAGGCACACGAGGAACACAUGAAUCAAAUUCGUAUUUCAAAGGAGAGUGCUAGAAUAGAAGAUCAACAAAAAGAAAGUGGAGUUAUAUCAGAAAAACAUAUUGGCAAGUUUGAUUACGAUGGUGAUGAUUCUGAAAAAGUGAAAGAGGAUCAAGCGAAUAAGGCUUCUGGACCAACCAUGGGAGGCGGUAUUAUGACGAAUACUAUACCUGCUAUUGAUCGUAAGGUUGCUGGCGGUUUAAGACAAAAGGAGUUAAAAAAAUAUCGUAAAAAGGAAGUUAUUUUAGGAACCAUUGAUGGUAUAAAAAAAGAUAAAUAG